AUGAUUGCUCAUUGUUCAUCAAUGGUGCCCGUCAAAUUUCGUGGCAACGUCUGUCGGUCUGCUUUGAAUUUGCGACUCAAAUUUCGCUCGAGCUCCGCGCACGCCUUGAAACAAAUGCGACAGCUGCCCGAAUCUGUGGCGGUAGAAAGCGGCGAGAUGCGUUCAUGUGUGAGAGGCGAGGCGCACGGAGUAAUUAGAUCAGUUGGUUAGUCGGGACCAGCUUCAGUUGAGAACCGCCGAGCUGGCGAUGAGCGUAUCGGUCGUGAAGGGCCUCAUCUCGCCACUUUAGAGCAACCCCACCGCGUCGAUUCUAUUGCCGGAUAGAAAUGAAACGUGUGCGCUGACUAUUCGCCGGUUGCA
This is a messenger RNA of Chondrus crispus (carragheen), 360 nucleotides long. RefSeq lists its product as hypothetical. The record is from RefSeq and is a predicted model, not a curated record. The transcript is spliced from 2 exons. The coding region runs from base 1 to 210 and encodes 69 amino acids. NCBI's taxonomy places the organism in Eukaryota, Rhodophyta, Florideophyceae, Gigartinales, Gigartinaceae.